Messenger RNA from Urocitellus parryii (Arctic ground squirrel), 897 nucleotides. It is a transcript of the gene Tasl, whose product is annotated as TLR adaptor interacting with endolysosomal SLC15A4. NCBI's taxonomy places the organism in Eukaryota, Metazoa, Chordata, Mammalia, Rodentia, Sciuridae. Gene Ontology annotation, biological process: regulation of toll-like receptor signaling pathway. The record is from RefSeq and is a predicted model, not a curated record.
AUGCUGUCAGAAGGGUAUCUCAGUGGACUCGCCUACUGGAAUGACAUCUACUGGAAUCACGCAUCUUAUAAUGAACAGGUGGCUGGGGAAAAGGAAGAGGAGACAACUUCUGUUGCUGCUCUUUCCUAUUCCUCUGUGGAUGAAGAGGAAGUCAGAAGUCUUUACGUGAGCUGCAAAUCCUCUGGCAAGUUUAUUUCUUCACUGCACUCAAGAGAAAACCAAUGCAACAGAAGUCAGAGAGUCACAGUGCUGCAGACAAACCAUAAUCCAGUGUUUGAAAGCCCAAACUUGGCUGCAGUUGAAAUAUGUAGAGACCUCCAUAGAGGGACCUACUUGGUUCCACCUUCCUGCAAAAGCAUUUGCAAGAAUUACAAUGACUUACAUAUUGCAGGGGGACAGGUGAUGGCCGUUAACUCAGUGAUGACAGAUUUUCCCUCUGAGAGCAGUUUUGAAUGUGGUCCUUUGCUGAAGUCAUCGGAGAUUCCUUUGCCCAUGGAAGAUUCCAUUUCCACUCAGCCCAGUGACUUUCCCCAAAAGCCUAUUCAGCGGUACUCAUCGUAUUGGAAAAUAACCAGCAUCAAAGAAAAAAGCAGUCUGCAAAUGCAGAAACCUAUUUCAAAUGCAGUGCUGAAUGAGUACUUGGAGCAGAAGGUGGUGGAGUUAUAUAAGCAGUACAUCAUGGAUGCCAUGUUUCAUGACAGUUCUCCUACCCAGAUUCUGGCAUCUGAACUCAUCAUGACAAGUGUGGACCAAAUUAGUCUUCAAGUGUCUAGAGAGAAGAACCUGGAGACCUCAAAAGCUAGGGAUUUAGUCAUUAGUCGCCUAUUACAGUUGGCAUCAACUGAGAUCAGUACACCUAGUCUUCACAUUUCACAGUACAGCAAUGUGAAUCCAUAG